CUCCACUAUGAAGGACUCAAAGAGACAUUAAGCUAGUUUGGUAUGUUUGGAUUGUCUCACGUCACCAUGGAGAUCAGGAAAGUGCAUCUGAAAUGCCCCGGGACAUUUUUACUGACCAUGAUGAUGUUCAAAUGGGGGAUAUUCUGUUCCGGGUCAUCUGAUUUGUGUGCAUCUUCUCCGUGUCAGAAUGGGGCGACAUGCGUAGAUACAAUGGAUGAUUACGUGUGUUUGUGUUCACGGGAAGGAGUACGGUACAUGGGGAGGGACUGUGCGGAGCUGUACAACGGUUGUGUGUUUGCUGAAUGUGAAGGGUGUGUCGGUGAACCUGGCACAGAGCACUACACUUGUCCAGAGGACAUCAAUGAGUGUGAAAGUGGGCCGUGUGUCGGUGCCCACUCUGAGUGUGUGGACGAGCUGAAUGGCUUCAAAUGUUUGUGCCCACCUGGUUUUGGAGGAGAGGACUGCAGUCGUCGCAUCACAGACUGUGUUGAUGAACCCUGCCUCAACAAUGGCACCUGUAGACGUAUAGUGGAUGGAUUUGAAUGCACUUGUUCAGACGGUUUUCGUGGUGAGACCUGCGAAGAGGACCUGGAUGAGUGUGAUUCACAUCCCUGUCAGAACGGUGCAAUCUGUCUGGAUGGGGCCAACACGUUUUACUGCUUCUGCGUACCUGGAUACCAAGGACACAACUGUGAGAUUGACAUUAAUGAGUGUGCAUCGAGACCUUGUAGGAACAAUGGAACAUGUAUUAAUGGGAAAGACCGCUACCUGUGUGAAUGCCUGCUGGGAUAUACAGGAGUGAACUGUGAGAUGGAGAUUGAUGAAUGCCAGUCAAAUCCCUGUCAAAAUGGAGCCACCUGUCUUGACCUAGUGGGGUUGUACACCUGUGACUGUGUGCAGGGGUUUGAAGGUUCCGACUGUGAAACCAAUAUCGAUGAAUGUGAGAGUGAUCCAUGUCAGAAUGGAGGAAUCUGCCACGACUUUAUUGAUAGUUAUGAGUGUGAAUGUGAAGGCACUGGUUUUAUGGGGGACCACUGUGAGGAGGAUAUUCCGGAGUGUGCAUCUCAUCCUUGCCAACAUGGAGCUACUUGUCUAGAAGCCAUUAACCACUACAACUGUUCCUGUUGGCCAGGUUUUGAAGGAGAUAACUGUGAGGUGGAUAUAGAUGAAUGUGCUGAUACUCCCUGUGAGAACGAUGGUGAAUGUUUUGAGAAGUCAAAUCCAGAACUCUGGGAAACGGACUGGGAGUUCACCUACGCCACAGCUGUGGGUUACGUCUGUCAGUGCCAACCAGGAUACACAGGAGAGAACUGUUCAGUGAACAUAAACGAGUGUGUAUCUGAGCCUUGUCACAAUGGAGGAAGCUGUGAGGAUUUGAUUAACGGAUACACGUGUCUAUGCCCGGAGGGGUUUGCAGGCGUGGAGUGUGAGGUUAAUAUAGAUGAGUGUGAGAGUGCCCCCUGCCUGAAUGGAGGUGUAUGUGAAGAUGGAGUAGCUGAAUACAAGUGCCAAUGUGCAGAAGCUGAGGAAGGUCACCUGCCAUGGGGGGGUCCCCAAUGCACUGUGCAGCUGCUUGGUUGCAUUGAGCAUACCUGCCAAAAUGGCGCCACCUGCUUGCCGUGGUUAGAUGAACAGACACAUGGACAUACUUGCCUUUGUCCUCCUGGUUUCUAUGAUGACAUAUGUUCUACACCAACCACAUUUUCCUUCUCGUCACUGAGGUUCUUUCUGAUUGAGGUUCCACCACUCGAGCGCAGAAGGAGAGACACAGAACACGAGCACCCUCUGGGGGUUCGUCUGCGCUUCCGAACCACUCUGCCGGACAUGCUGCUGUUCUUUCGUGGCAAUGCUGAGCUCUUCUUAUCCCUAGAGAUUGUUGGGGGUGAGCUGCAUGCUAAGGCAAUAUCUAAGGAGGGAGGGUCACUGGAGGCACAAUUACCAGGGCUUGUAAGUGAUGGAGGUUGGCAUGAGGCAAUGGUGACCAUUGAUGAACAGGAUAUCAGACUUGUGCUUCAGGUCAAAGGUCCAGGCUGUGACAAUCAAGUAUGCAGAGCUGAAGACAAGCAACCAAAUGAUCAUGAAAUUUUCUUGCACCACGAGACGUUCACAAAGGUAUAUGUGGGUGGAGUACCAGAGGAGUACAUGGAGCUUACAUUGAGCGGCCAUGGCUUUUUGGGCUGUAUGGAGGACCUACAGAUUGAUGGCCAUCCUGUCCUGCCCCAUGAUCUGGAUGACAAGGAGGAAAGUGUAGAGUUAGGCUGUAUAAAGACAGAAUGGUGCGAGGUGGACCCACAUCCUUGCUCUCAACAAGGGCACUGUGUUGACCUCUGGACGAGCUACCGCUGUAACUGUUAUAGACCACACUAUGGACAUGACUGCAGCCAAGAUUUUUCCUCUUGGACAUUUGGUCAUGAGAAUUCCACAAGCUUUCUUCCAUUUGCACUGCUGUCUGAUAUUGGCAGGAACUUUAGUGUCUCAUUCUUCCUACGAUCACUUAAAUCAAGUGGAUUAUUAUUUCAGCUACGAAGGGCAGGCCUUCAGGAGACCGAGGGAGAUGAUCCUUAUUUUACCAUGUACCUGGAAAUGGGACGAGUACAGGUGACCUCUGUAGCGGAGUCACCCACCCUAUCAUCACCAGUGUUUGUCUGUAAUGGAGAGAAGCCACUGCUUCAGUUGGACAUACAGGAGGGUCAGGUAUUCUUUAGUCAUGGAGGAUUGCGCUAUAGGCUUGGCUCACUGCCUGACAUGGAAGUUUUGAAGGGAGACCUGGUGUAUGUUGGUGGAGUACCAGGUGAAGAGGGUGCAACGGAUUGGGGUGGGCACUUUAAGGGAUGCCUGCAGGAUCUGAGACUAGACGAUGUGCAUCUGGAAGUGGAAGCCUGGAAUAGUACCCUCAGUGAAACUAUAUAUUUCUCCAGUGAUGCAGAAAAUGUGCUACCUGGAUGCAUGAGUGAUGACACAUGCAAGGUGGAGCCUUGCUUGAAUGGUGGAGAGUGUACAGUCACAUGGAAUGACUUUACUUGUUCCUGUCCACGGGAUUUCACUGGAAAGACAUGUGAAACCAAAGUUUGGUGUGUCAGCGACCCGUGCUUAAAUGGUGGACGCUGCAUGGAUCUGUUGGAUGGUUUUGAGUGCAUUGCUAAUGCAACCUUUGACAACACACCCUUACACUACAGUGCUAAGGGAUCUGUAGUUGACCCAGUGACCAAUGUUACCAUGGAGCUCCGUACAAGGCAGGAAAAUGGUGUGCUACUUCGUGCAUGGAGAGGGGUGGAACUUCUACUGGUUGGUCUGUUGGAUUCAGCCAUUUAUGUGGAGCUUCAUACAGAGAACAGUGUGGAGCCAGUAAAAUUCUCUGGACAGAGACACAUUGCAGAUGGAACCUGGCAUCGCCUGCUUGUUGCCAUGGCCAACCCAGAGCGUGAUGCAUCACAGUGGUUGGUUUUGGUGGAUGGCAUCAUUGAUGGUAGCAGUGCCCCAGUGCUUGCUGGUAGUUUAAGUUUUCUUAAAGACUUGUCAAGUGAAGUUGCACUGGCAGAGACGUACACAGGAUGUCUAGGUGCUGUCAGAGUAGGUGAGGUGUAUCUUCCAUUUGUAGACAAUGCCAAAUCACCCCAAACAUCUCGGUUUUGGCGGAGACAAGAUGAGCGUGUGCACAUAGGGUGCUCCGGGGCUCCAGUGUGCCACUCUCAUCCUUGCAGGCGUGGUGGUACAUGUGUGGAUCUCUUCAAUUCUUUUGGCUGCCAGUGCUCACCCGGCUGGGAAGGGAUCACCUGCGAGAAAGAAACAGACGAGUGUGUCUCAGGACCCUGUCUCCAUGGCAAAUGCAAGGACAAGUUUAAUGGGUUUGACUGCUUGUGUCACCCAGGAUAUGCUGGACCUACAUGUUCGGAAAACAUAGACGACUGCAAAGGAUCGGAGUGUAAGAACGGGGGAACCUGUGUGGAUGGAGUUAAUGACUACACCUGUAUCUGUCCCCCUAAGUACAGUGGAACACGUUGUCAGUAUAACUACCCUCCUCUUAAAUGUCAACUGGAUUUUGAAUGUGAAAAUGAUGGCAUUUGUCAUGACACUGAGUGGGGGGCAAACUGCUCCUGCCUUCCAGGAUUCACAGGAGACAGAUGUGAGAGAGAAAUGGAUGAGUGUGCAUCUAGCCCAUGUCUAAACGGUGGAUCGUGUCUGGAUCGGCUGAACCGGUUUCAAUGUUUGUGUCCAGCAGGAUUCAGUGGGCAGUUCUGUGAAACAAAUAAGCAGGCUCAGCAAGAUCAUAUACCAUGGCUGGCGAUUGCGGUUCCAUUGGUAUGUGGCUGUAUCCUCUUGGUGGCUAUUGGUCUCAUUUUCAUGUUGAUGACAGCACGCAGGAAGCGGCAAUCAGAAGGAACUUAUUCCCCAAGCCAUCAGGAAGUUGCAGGUGCUCGCCUGGAGAUGGAUAGCAUGCUGAAAGUACCACCUGAAGAGCGUCUAAUUUGAGACAUGUGGACAAGGUGACAAAAACAGAUAUAGACAAGGGGGCUCUAAUA
Molecule: messenger RNA, 4520 nt
Organism: Rhinichthys klamathensis goyatoka
Lineage: Eukaryota; Metazoa; Chordata; Actinopteri; Cypriniformes; Leuciscidae
Gene: crb2a
Product: crumbs cell polarity complex component 2a
Exons: 13
Coding region: 43-4470 (1475 amino acids)
Biological process (GO): heterophilic cell-cell adhesion; establishment or maintenance of epithelial cell apical/basal polarity
Cellular component (GO): protein-containing complex; plasma membrane
Molecular function (GO): calcium ion binding
Source: RefSeq, a predicted model, not a curated record